UCUGAUCUUCCCCCGUGAGUUCUAAGAGUUGGUUCCGACCAUUUGCCACACCCAUGGUAUAUAGGCAACUUCCUGCCUGAGGAUCUUCCUCUUCCCAGAGGAAAUCACACCAGAAGCAGUGCCUGUAGUAGCAAACGUCCUAGCGACAACUUUGGGGGGUUGACCAUAUAAACGCUGCCGGUGGAUGUGCAGACCAGAAACGCAGACCGUCUGCGCAUCAUGGCUUCCACACUGGUGCUUCUGCUUCAGCUGCUCCUGGUCUCGAUGGCGUCUGCACAGAAUUUCUUUGGGGGAAGCUCGAUUUUCACCUACAAAGGAAAAACCGCUGACGGAUCAGUUAUUGUGACCUUUCGCAGCAGGGCCACCUUCAGCAGCUGUCAGUCCCUCAGCUGGAGUUGUUCUGAGGGAAACUGUGGCUCUACCUCCACACCUCAGAGAGGUGUAAUCGACAGGAGCGCGAAAGCUCCACAAAACGGCAGUGAGUGGUGUGAAACUGAAACUGUCACCACAACCACCGUGAGGGAUCAACCUUUCCAGCUGAGGGCGUCUGGCUGCUGUUGGAGCUCAUCAUCUGGAUCCCAUGAUCCCUGGAGUCUACUGACACACGUGGAUCUGGGGACAAGAUCUGACACCAAUCAACCAAACACCUCACCAAAAGUUGCCGUUCUGCCUCUGCUUCGAGUUCCUCAGAACUGCCCACGGAGGUACCGGCUGAUUUCCUCUGAUCCUGACGGUGACAGGGUUCGAUGCAGGUAUGUCCAACACGGAGAGGACGGCCGUCAUCCAGGCUUCACCUUAGAUCAGGACUCCUGCACAUUAGACUAUCACUACGUCAACAGCACCAGACAAGAAAAUGAAUUUAAGCUGGUGGUGGAGGAUUUCCCAAAACAACAGAUCACUUUGACCUAUUUAGAUGGAUCCCAGUCGGUCAAGGAUCCACUGGUCUCGAGAAAGAAAAGACAUUACCAUGAUUUUAGACACAGACACAGACCAAAACACCAUCAUCCACACUAUCACCCACAACUAGCUGAACCUGAGACCACAACUACAACAAAAACACCGACCACGGCAACAAAACAGACAACGUCAAUGAAACAACCACCACCAAUGACGACCACGGCAACGAGACCUCCAACAACUGAGCCCACGACAGUGAAACCCACAACAAUUGAACCUGUGACGACCACUACAAGGACUGAGACCACGACGCCGACCACCACGACGCCGGAGCUGCCAACCACCACAACAAACAAACCCACGAUGCAGACAACGGAACCCACGACCACCACAACAAACGAACCCACGACGCAGGCGACAGAACCCACGACCACCACAACAAACGAACCCACGACGCAGGCGACGGAACCAACGACCACCACAACAAACGAACCCACGACGCAGGCGACGGAACCAACGACCACCACAACAAACGAACCCACGACGCAGGCGACGGAACCAACGACCACCACAACAAACGAACCCACGACGCAGGCGACGGAACCAACAACCACCACAACAAACGAACCCACGACGCAGACGCCGGAACCCACGACCACCACCUCAACAAACGAACCCACGACGCAGACGCCGGAACCCACGACCACCACCUCAACAAACGAACCCACGACGCAGGCGACGGAACCCACGACCACCACCACAACAAACGAACCCACGACGCAGACGCCGGAACCCACGACCACCACCACAACAAACGAACCCACGACGCAGGCGCCGGAACCCACGACCACCACCACAACAAACGAACCCACGACGCAGGCGCCGGAACCCACGACCACCACCACAACAAACGAACCCACGACGCAGGCGGAACCCACGACCACCACCACAACAAACGAACCCACGACGCAGACGCCGGAACCCACGACCACCACCACAACAAACGAACCCACGACGCAGGCGACGGAACCCACGACCACCACCACAACAAACGAACCCACGACGCAGGCGACGGAACCCACGACCACCACCACCACCACAACAAACGAACCCACGACGCAGGCGACGGAACCCACGACCACCACCACCACCACCACCACAACAAACGAACCCACGACGCAGGCGACGGAACCCACGACCACCACCACAACAAACGAACCCACGACGCAGGCGACGGAACCCACGACCACCACCACCACAACAAACGAACCCACGACGCAGGCGACGGAACCCACGACCACCACCACACCAAACGAACCCACGACGCAGGCGACGGAACCCACGACCACCACAACAAACGAACCCACGACGCAGGCGACGGAACCCACGACCACCACAACAAACGAACCCACGACGCAGAUGCCGGAACCCAGGACCACCACCACCACAACAAACGAACCCACGACGCAGAUGCCGGAACCCACGACCACCACCACCACAACAAACAAACCCACGACGCAGAUGCCGGAACCCACGACCACCACCACCACAACAAACGAACCCACGACGCAGAUGCCGGAACCCACGACCACCACCACCACCACAACAAACGAACCCACGACGCAGGCGACGGAACCCACAACCACAACAAACGAACCCACAACAACAAACGAACCCACGACGCAGGCGACGGAACCCACAACCACAACAAACGAACCCACGACGCAGGCGACGGAACCCACGACCACAACAAACGAACCCACGACGCAGGCGACGGAACCCACGACCACAACAAACGAACCCACGACGCAGGCGACGGAACCCACGACCACAACAAACGAACCCACGACGCAGGCGACGGAACCCACGACGCAGGCGACGGAACCCACGACGCAGGCGACGGAACCCACGACCACCACCACCAUAACGACGGAACCCACGGCCUCCACAACAUACCAACCCACGACGGAGCAGACGACGGAACCCACGGCCACCCCUGUGGUACCCACAAUGACCAUCACUACAACAGAACUGCCCAAAACAGAACCUACUAUUACCACUACAGUGGAAGAGAUGACGAGUUUAUCUUUCACAUCAUACAUCAGCACUACAACAUUGCAUCCAAACAUUCCCAGUCUCUGUGAAAUGCCUUUAAAUGUUUUCAUACUUGUUGACGAUCCUGCUCCAUCGUGUCAGGAGGGAGACUACUUGCCACAACUUGUGGACCCUACACCUGAGAAUGGAGCAUUCAUCCAAGCAGUGGUAGGCAGAGAGCUGGAGAUCAGAGUCAAAGCAAAAGCCUCAAACUCAGAAAUAAAUAACCUCAUCAUUAGUGGGCCACGCAAUAUCCAUAAGCACAAGACCACACGUGAGUUCAUCAUAAGGUGGACGCCAACCCCAGAUGAGGUUGAUGACCAGUACCCAGUCUGCUUUGCUGUGGAAUCUGUGGCCGGGUCUCGCGUCUAUCAGUCGGAGAUGAGAUGUGUCCUGGUGGGUGUCAAGAAGAGAGAGAUUAAAACAAAUGUCAUAUGCAAAGAGUCCACAAUAAUAGUAGAGAUUGAGAAAGCUUCCUUGUCUGGAAUAAGUGAGGAUCAUCUGCAGCUCAGCGACUCCUCCAACACCCUGUGCAGCCUCCAGAGACACUCCAACCGCACUCACAUAGUUGGUGUCAUUCCCCUCAAUGCUUGUGGCACUAAGAUCGAGGAAGAUGAAGAAAACAUCAAUUUCAAAAAUGAGAUUAUAAACGUGGACAACGUCAGAGAUGUGGUCACCAGGAAAGACCAUCUGGAGGUGAAGUUCUACUGUCAGUACCCCAAAUGGAGCAUCAGUACAUUGAGCUUCACAGCUCACAGGCCGGCCGUCACAGUGUGGGACAAAGGCCUUGGCACAUUCACCUACCACUUUGAGUUCUACUCUAGUGAACGGUUCAGGAAAAUGAUUGCUCCAAAUUUGUAUCCGCUGGAGUUUGAAACUGGGAGCAGGAUGUUUAUUGAGAUAGAGGCCAACACUUCAGCCCAAAACACUGAGCUGUUUGUGGAGUCCUGCAGAGCUGCACCUUAUGACAACCCGGACUCUCAGCCGACCUACUCCAUCAUUGAAAAUGGGUGUAACGUGGACCAAACUAUUCGAACCUAUCCCAGUGACAGGAGAGAAUUCAAGUUCAGCGUCGAGGCCUUUAAGUUCAUCGGCCUGCAGAACCAGGUUUACAUCAGCUGCUCGGUUCUGAUGUGUGAAGCGGGGAACCACAACACAAGGUGUUCACAAGGAUGCAUCAGGUCCCAGGAGCCGCACCAUCACAGAAAGAGAGAGGCUGGUAUCCAGAGUGAAGCUCACUUCAUCUCCCAGGGUCCUUUGCGCUUCAAGAGAUCAGUGGAGCUCAGCAGACACACAGUGACCAACCUGAUUGUGAACCUGCUUUUCGUAGCUGGAUGUCUCCUUGCUGCUGUGGGUAUGAUCUGUGGGGUUAUCAUCUACAGAUCUAAGAUGACUGGCUUCAAAUACCAACCUUUGCCAACGUUUGAAAACUAGGAAAGCAAUGCAGCAUGACAAUAAAAGAAAUAUAAUAAACUA
This is a messenger RNA of Betta splendens (Siamese fighting fish), 4467 nucleotides long. Its product is annotated as mucin-2-like. Lineage: Eukaryota; Metazoa; Chordata; Actinopteri; Anabantiformes; Osphronemidae. Bases 220 to 4425 code for a protein of 1401 amino acids. The transcript is spliced from 16 exons. The record is from RefSeq and is a predicted model, not a curated record.